UUCCUCUUGAGGUCAAAUUACUAUAACAACAUGCUGGCUCUUUUAGCUGCUUAUUGCACUGCUGAGCUCUUUUUUAGAUUGGUCACGCGAAUGUCAGCUUUGAACGUGGAUGGCCAGCCUGGUCUUGCUCCAUAUGAGAUAAUUUCUUUGACAAUCAAGAUUCUCGCUUGGUUCUCUAUGCUGGUGAUGAUUUUUGUAGAGACAAAGGUAUAUAUAUCUGUGAGGCCAGGUGGUCUGUUCGGUUUGUAGUAUUAUACUGUUUGGUGGGGGAUGCGGUGAUGCUAGAUCUUAUCCAGACUGUGGGAGAGUACUAUACUGAGUGUUGUUUGGAUUGCUCUUGCUGUUUUAUAUUCUUGAUAUGGAUCCUUAUUCCGGCUACUCUCCACUUCAAAGUGAAUGUUUGCACAACACUGCAUAUGAAGAACUUCCUGAAGUAGAGCAGAUUUGUUCUGAGAGGCACACCAACAUAUUUUCCAGUAUGUGACUAAAUUUCUCAAGAACUUAAUAUUUUAGGUUUGACGUCCUUGAUAAGUUUGAUUAUGACACGAGCACAGAUUACAGCCAAUUAGGAAUUAAUGUAAAUUCCUCAAGCACUUAAUAAUUUAGGUUUGCCGUUCUUCAUAAGCUUGCUUAUGACAUGAGCACAGAUUGCGGCUGAUUAGAAAUUCAGGUACUUUACUUCCCAACUGGGAGGCCAGAUCCUGGGAGCUUAAGUACUUAACUAGAUUAUUGAUGCAUCACCAUUUAAGUAAAGUAACCCUUGUCUAGUGAUGUGGUAUCUGUUUAUGGAUGUAUAUGUCCACCAAUGAACUUCAGCCUACUCGCAUCUCGUUGGUAUACUCUACUUUGACCUCUUCAAUUCCUGUUUCUUGGGAGAGACGGAGGUUUGAUGAGUUCUAUAUUAAAAUUUGGUGUGAUGGUAGGGGAAACUACAAAUAUCUUAUUAGUUCCCCAAUUCGUAGUCUCGUUGUACACAAAUGUCAAAUUUUCUUAUUAUGGGUGAGGUCACAAUUCACAUAUGACAUAACAUUAGCUUCUAUGUACAGAAAGACUUAUAUGUAAGAUUGACAUAGAUGAAGGGACGCUGAAAAAGUUGGAGAAAGAAGACACUCAAAAGGAUAAGCAAAUUAAAUUGGGAGAAUUCUAGCACUUCUGGAAGCCUUGAUUGGUUCAGAAGAGAACUUACAUAACGGUUCUUGCAUAAGACAAAGCUGGUAUAUCAGAUCCAUGCUUAUGGUGCCAACAAGCUGUGUCCAUCAAAGUUGAAGUAUUAAUUUUAUCCACGGUUGGUUCCUAGGGCAUCAAAGUUCAACUAAUAUGCGGAAAUUUUUGUAUUAUGUCCUUUCUGGUAAUAGAAAUCGGUGUACAUGAUGAUAAUAAGGUCUACUCAGAGAUGGCGGAAAACCCUUUUAAUAUUUAUAUUUUUUUUCAGGAGUCAGUGGCGUCCCGGUUCAAAGCUUGGGUUUAAUUUUUGUUAGAUAGUUAGACAUAAAUAUGCACUGAAUGAAGUUACAAACUUGUGUUGGAUGGGUUUGUUGAAGGGAUAAUGUGUGGGAAGUUAAUCUUCUCAAAUUCAUUGACUUUGAAGUGGGGAUGGUAAUCGUAUUUACAUUUGGUUCAAUGUCUGUGAUUUGGGUGUUCAUCCCUUGAAGAAUUGUGCCCUUGGAUCUAUGUGACCAUGCUUCUGUAAUUUCUUGCAUUAUAAGUGUUGCGUCUUGAUAUCCUAAUUUGCCGUGGUUCUGCUGCAUGACAGGGAGCAAUUGUGAGGAAUAGCCAUUCUAGAACAAUAAUUUGGUUUGGUUCAUUGUUUGUCUACUUUGCUUCCUAAAAAAGGAGACUUACAAAGGUAGCUUAUGUGCUUUUAGUAUAUACCUCAGAGACUAUUCUAAAUUAUGUCUCUGAAGCAAUCUUUAAGAUGUAGAACUGGGAUUUGUAGACCUCUCUUGAAAAUGUGAAGAGACACACUUCAUGAUUGGAAAAAGUAUGCUAUGGAAAAGGUCUAAGAGGAUGACUCAUAUUCCAAUCUUUUAUACGCAAGCCUUUCGACGAGGUCACCUGAGAUGUAUAUGGAAUUAUGUCUGGAAAACAAGGUGCCAAAUGAGGUGUCUUUUUGGACGGAUUGCCUAGAAGACAUCCGUUGCAAAAUUCUAAGGUAUAGGAGGAUUGUCGUGAGCUGUCACUUUAUGUGUAAAUCAUUAUGAAGAUGUAGAGUAUUUGAUUUUGUACUGCCCAUGUACAAAUGAAUUAUAGAUUUUUCCUUUUUCUUAUUUGGUAUAGCAUGUACCAUUCUAUACCGAAACUAUAGCAUGGACGCACUUUCUUAUGCAGAAAUUACUUUUUCAUGGAUGAAUCCUCUUAUGCAACUUGGUUAUAAAAGACCAUUAACAGAUAUGGAUGUGUGGAAACUGGAUAUUUGGGAUCGGACUGACACUCUAAACAACUCGUAAGGGGCUCAUUUCUUCAUUUAAGAUAUAAUUAAAUCCUAUGAAGUGAAUAACUUAUUGGGAAAAGAAGUUAAAAUAUAUUUGGUGAAGCAGAUGUAUUAACAUUCUGAUAAACUAUUUAUGUUUCAAAAGAGUUGGCAAGAGGAGUCUCAAAAACCUAAACCAUGGCUUUUGAGAGCUUUAAACUGCAGUCUUGGAGGAAGGUUUUGGUGGGGAGGCUUCUGGAAGAUCGGCAAUGAUGCUUCCCAGUUCAUUGGGCCACUUAUUCUAAACCAACUCUUACAGGUUAAAAGCAAUUGCGCAUUCUGCAAAUUGAUAAUUGUGCUUGGUGUUCUCCUUGAAGCUCAGUAUUUUCAGAAUGUCACGCGUGUUGGAAAUCGCCUGAGAUCUACUUUGAUUGCAGCAGUUUUCCGAAAGUCUUUGAGGUUAACCCAUGAAAGUCGGAAAAAAUUUGCAUCAGGAAAGAUAACCAAUUUGAUGACAAGAGAUUCUGAAGCACUUCAGCAAACAUGUCUGACACUUCAUACUAUUUGGUCAGCUCCUCUUAGCAUCACUGUUGCACUGAUUCUUCUUUACCAGCAAUUGGGAGUUGCAGCACUUCUUGGUGCACUUAUGUUGGUUCUUAUGUUUCCUGUACAGACAUUUGUGAUAAGGAAGAUGUGCAAACUGACGGAAGAAGGAUUACAGCGAACAGACAAGAGAAUUGGUUUCAUGAACGAAGUAUUGGCUGCAAUGGACACAGUCAAAUCUUACGCAUGGGAGAAGAGUUUCCAGUCCAAGGUUCAGGGAGUUCGGAAUGAAGAGCUGACUUGGUUUAGGAAAUCACAAUUACUAGGAGCGUUGAAUAGCUUCAUUCUGAACAGUAUUCCAGUUGUGGUGAUUGUAAUCUCAUUUGGCAUAUUCUCCCUUCUCGGCGGAGAUCUAACACCAGCAAAGGCAUUUACAUCUCUAUCCUUGUUCGCGGUGUUGCGUUUUCCUCUCUUCAUGCUUCCUAUUACAAUAACACAGGUUGUUAAUGCAAACGUAUCGUUGAAACGUCUAGAAGAGCUUCUCUUAGCUGAAGAGAGAAUACUUCUUCCCAAUCCACCUCUUGAGCCUGGACUUCCAGCAAUUUCAAUCAAGAAUGGAUGCUUUUCAUGGGAAUCAAAGGUCUCGGAAGCCGGAGAAAAUUUCAGUGUUGGACAGAGACAGCUUUUAAGUCUUGCUCGAGCAUUGCUUCGCCGGUCAAAGAUUCUUGUUCUUGAUGAAGCAACUGCUGCUGUUGAUAUUAGAACUGAUGCUCUCAUUCAGAAAACCAUACGCGAAGAAUUUAAGUCAUGCACCAUGCUCAUCAUUGCUCACCGUUUGAACACUAUCAUUGACUGUGACAGAAUUCUUCUGCUUGAUUCUGGUCAGGUACUUGAAUAUGAUACUCCAGAAGUAUUAUUAAAAAAGGAGGGAAGUGCUUUUUCUAGGAUGGUUCAGAGUACUGGAGCUGCAAAUGCUCAAUACUUACUAAACUUAGUCUUUGGAGGGGAAGAGGGCAACAGUAUAGCGAGGGACAAACAACUAGAUGGGCAAAGGGGGUGGCUUGCUUCUACACGUUAGGCUGCAGCGGCAUAGUUUGCACUAGCUGUUACACUUACUUCAUCCCAAAAUGAUCUUGUGCAGCUAGAAAUUGAGGACGAGGAUAAUAUCCUGAAGAAAACAAAGAAUACUGUAAUCACUCUGCAGGGAGUAUUAGAGGGUAAGCACGACAAAGACAUCGAAGAGACCCUGGAUCACUACCAGGUUUCCAAAGACAGAUGUUGGUCUUCAUUGUACAAGAUGGUUGAAGGUAAAUACAGCUGCAAAUUAACAUAGUCAAAAGCAAAAGUAUUGCUUUAAUAGACACCUUCUUUGAGAAUCAUUACACCAUUAUAGUCCAUACUGAUGAACCAGAUAUACUCAAACAGCUUUGACUCACAGGCGUGCCCUAACAAAGGAAUAGGAUGUACCUAGAUAAAAUGUUUUACCCACUUUAAUUGCCACUAUUUUUUUAAUUUGGCUUUAGAUAUUCGA
This is a messenger RNA of Capsicum annuum, 4484 nucleotides long. RefSeq names its product ABC transporter C family member 2. The transcript is spliced from 14 exons. Lineage: Eukaryota; Viridiplantae; Streptophyta; Magnoliopsida; Solanales; Solanaceae. Gene Ontology annotation, molecular function: ATP hydrolysis activity; ATP binding; ABC-type transporter activity. Gene Ontology annotation, biological process: transmembrane transport. Bases 2565 to 4031 code for a protein of 488 amino acids. The record is from RefSeq and is a predicted model, not a curated record. Gene Ontology annotation, cellular component: membrane.